AAAAAGUGGUGAAGCGUCGCAGGCGUAGGGAUCCGGGAUGUGAUUUUACCGAAAGUCAGGAAUUAUCUGUUUUUUGUGAUCUUUUUUAAUCGCUUUUAAACAUUUCUAACGCGUGAAACUGACACGCGUGACAACAUAUAUAUGUGUUUUCUUUCUUUGCGUUCUUAGCGAGACUUAUUUUUUAUCGUUUGGAUUUCGGCGAAAAAGCGAGCCCAAAAACUACUGAAUUUCGGAAAACAUGGAGACAAGAAGGGAAGGACCCGACUAAACCAAAGUUUCCAAACAAACGAUUCCAGACAAGAGGGGAACCGUUCGCUGGAGGAAAAGUUGCUUUGCACAAGUUAGGCUACUUUCAUUUGUUUCUGCUUAAAAACGACGCUUUCUUCCAAACAGAAUUCCUGAAUUGGGAACCACCGCUUGUUGUCCUCCCCAAACAUCAAAGGAUUUAAAAGUUCAGAAGAUUUUGGAGUAGAAAUGUGGCGUUUUUGGAAGUUGGACUAGGUGAAGGAAUUACAAUGAAAGAUCGGAUCAUGUAAACGUUUUGAUCAUUCCGUGGAUUGAAUUUUCACUGCAUCCCACAGAUUGGAUUUGCCAGGAUAACGUUGCAUUCUUUUGGAGAAAAACUCCAUUCAGCGUGUAGGGGGCCUAAAGGAUAUAUAUACACGAAUAUAUAUUUAGUUUACUGACUUAUUUGUUACUAUACUAUUGCGGUUACUGAUUUUUUGUACGUUUUUUACAGUACUGAACAUUCCGCGUAUGGAUCAAGCUUAGUUUAGGAAUGACCGAAUUGGAAGUGUUUCAGUGGGGGAAUGAUAACGUUAGACAACCGUCGGAACGUACAAAGUAAAAUAUCCGCGGAAUGAACAAGGAGCAUUUGGACUAUCGUGAAAUGCAACCGGACAAUUUGUUUCAUACCCAAAGCAGCAUAUGAAUAAAAUACUGCUUCGCUGGAUUUCUGUUUGGGAUUUACAGAGCGACUAGACGGAGGCAAGGUGAAGCCUGUCGGUCUGUGUGUGGUGGGAUUUUGGCUGGGAAAAUGAUGAAGGGUCUUACUAAAGGCUACUAAAGAGUUACUUGCUCUGCAUUGAUCAUCUAUGUGCAAUACGGUCGAGUGUGAAAGACGACUGAAUGUGUGUUUGCAUUUAGCAUCGAUUGCAUUCCCCCGGACUACAAAAACCAAGACAGACAACCCAAGGAAAUAUAAAACAUAAACUAUCUUGUCAUUCACGAGGAGAGGACAUUCCUGUAAACAUAAAGACGAACUAUCAAAGGUUGGAAGUGCUACGCGGUUGUUGUCGUUUUUAUUAUUUUUUUCUUUGAAACACAAAGGUGUUUUACCACGAUAAAAUGCUAAUUGGAUAAGAGCUGAAGAAAAUCAAGAAAGGAAAGCCCAAUGAGCGGCACACAGUCCACGCUUGCUGAGAGGUUUCCCAAAAAAGCGAGCAGGACAGGAAGUAUUCUCAGUAAGGACCAUCCCCCAGACAAGAAGCCUAAGAGCGACAAGGCAUCAGUCCUCCCCUCGCACGAAUUUGACCCCACAGAGCUGCCUGUACAAAGUGUAGUAGUGGAUGGAAGAGCAGAGUCGUGUGGGCUUGUGCAGCGUUGUGUUAUCAUCCAGAAAGAUGAGAAUGGCUUUGGGCUGACAGUCAGCGGAGAUAACCCUGUGUUUGUUCAGCUUGUGAAAGAGGAUGGAGCUGCCAUGCGCGCUGGUGUUCAGACUGGUGACCGGAUCAUAAAGGUCAACGGGACAUUAGUAACACAUUCAAAUCAUGUAGAAGUUGUAAAGCUUAUAAAAUCGGGUUCCUAUGUGGCUCUGACGGUGUUGGGGAGACCGCCAGGGCUGCCUCAGAUCUCCCUGUCGGACGGUGAAGGGGAAGAGGGGUCUCUCUCCUCGCUCAACUCCCCUCAUUCUCCAGGACCCACUGGCCCAGAUCGUUCCUCUUCAUCCCCCAGCCCAUCAGAGCGCAAAGCCGUCCCAUCUGUAUGGGCAAUGACGGAGGAUUACAGCAGGAACCCUACAGCUAAACUACUGAAGGAAAUCCAGGAAAACAAGAAGCACAUCCCACAGCUCCCGGAGCAUCUCAACAAAACCGCUGGACAGGAUGGCUCCUUAUCUCCAAGACCAGGUGAAGGAGUGCUAGAGGAUGGAGGGGGAGAUUUGGAUCGACCCCCUUCCUGGCACGGCGAUCCUGGAACGGAGUCAUCCUGGACCAACAGCACAACAACCCCUGUCACUCCUAGUCCAUUCCCAGAGAGCCCAUGCCAAAGAGAAACCCCCGGCCACAGCCCAAAGACCACACCUCGCGACAGCCUCAACUCCUGCCCUUCACCAGAUGCUGAAGACACGACUGACUUAGACUCUCAGUCAAAUGUGGGAAGCCCCUGCUUGCGUCUGCCCCCUCAGAUCAUCGGUGCUGAGGAUGAUGACUUUGACACAGAGCAUGAACAGAUGAAUGGCCAGUGCAGCUGUUUUCAGAGCAUAGAGCUGCUGAAGUCUCGGCCUGCUCACCUGGCAGCUUUUAUUCAUCAUGUGGUCUCUCAGUUUGACCCUGCACCGCUGUUGUGCUACCUCUACGCUGAACUUUACAAGCAGAGCAGCUCCAAAGAGACACGGCGUAUCCUCAUGGAGACCUUCAUUAUAGAAAAAAAUGCUAGUUUAAAAGUGACAGUACCUGAAUCCAUCAUAGCUGACCUGGAGCGGACCGCACACUCAAAUAACACAGAGCGGAAAAGGCCGGAGCCCAUCUCGGAGGACGUCUAUAGAGAGUACGUCCAGCGGCUGCAGGACACGCUUCUCCCUGACAUUCAGAAACAUCUUGAAGAUUUCAGGCACAAGCGAAGUAUGGGUCUGACACUGGCUGAAGCGGAUCUGACCCGACUGGACACUGAGAGAAUGAGAGACCGGGUGGCUCUGGAAAAAGAGCGAUCCUGUGCAGAACACAUCAUCUCUAUGAUAGAGCAAGUACUGUUGACGCCACAAGCCACAGAGGAAGAUAAGUGUAGCACUAUUCAGUUUGUCAUACUGUCGUAUAUGAAGCAGUUGGGCGUAAAAGUGAAGCACAAGCCCAAACUAAUGAAUCUUUUCCCUAAGAUAAAGAAGAGUAUAAAGCCGGAGAAAGACGGAAGCGAGGACAAACCUAAAAAACAACGAAUUUCUAGUGUCUUCCUUCCAAGACGACCGAGCAGGACUGAAGCCUUUUUACAAAACAAGGUUCCAGAGCUAAGGCAGCGUCUCCAGAAGCCUCAGCUGCCGUUGGGUGUAGGGGAGCAGGGAGAUGCGUCAUCCCCUCCAGUGCGGGGCAGUCAGUCCAGUGAUGGCUCAGAUGGCACCAAUGCCCCGCUCAUGUCACCUCCUUACAGUGCCCCAGCGGCACAGGGCAUAGACUGCAACUAUCGGGAGUCUGACACUGCUGCAGUUCCAUCUUCAGCACUGCCCAGAUUGGGAGCUGGCAUCAAUUCGGCAGACUUGCAGGACUCGUAUCCUGUAACCACUCAUUUUGACUUCAGCCCCUGUACCUUAGAGCAUCUACAGGAGGAGGAGUCUGAGAUAGACAAGACGCAAGACGCUGGCACACCCAGGCCUGACAGGAGAAGGAUGGAGCUGUUGGGCUCUGGAGAAGUUCAAAGUGAAGAUGAUCAGUGUGCUGAGGCUGAGCUGGAGCAUCCCAACUGGCAGACGCUGGUGAGCAAAGACGUUCUGUCCACACUCACCCAUCAGGAAAUCAAGAGACAGGAGGUCAUCAACGAGCUGUUUUACACUGAGAGAGCACAUGUUAGGAUGCUGAAGGUUCUGGAUAACGUGUUUUACCAGCCGCUGACCAGAGAGGCCAUCCUUCCUCCAGCAGACAUCAAAAAUAUCUUCACCAAUCUCGAGGAGAUCGUACAGUUGCACGUGUCAUUAACUGAACAAAUGACAGCCGUUCGAAAGAAGAAUGAGGCAGCCGUCAUUGACUCGAUAGGAGAUGAACUGCUGUCCUGGUUCAGUGGGGAGGAGGAGGAGAAGAUCAAGAGAGCAGCCGGCACAUACUGCAGCAAUCAACCUUUUGCCCUGGAGCUCAUCAAAAGCAAACAGAAGAAAGACCAACGCUUCAACUCUUUCAUACAGGAGGCAGAGAGUAAUCGGCAUUGCCGGAGGUUGCAGUUGAAGGACAUCAUUCCAGUGGAGACACAGAGACUCACAAAGUAUCCGCUUCUGCUGGAGAACAUCGCCAGAUACACAGAGGACCCCGAGGAGAGAAGUAAAGUGAAACAUGCUUUCGAUUGCUGUCGAAAGAUUCUCAGUCACGUCAACCAGGAGGUGAAAGAAGCCGAGAACAAACAGAGGUUGGAGGACUACCAGAGGCGAUUGGACCUGUCCUCACUGAAGCAGAGCGAGAACCCCAUGAUCGCUGAGUUCAAGAGCCUGGACUUGACUAAGAGAAAGAUGGUGCAUGAAGGACCUCUAUCCUGGAAAGUCAACAGAGACAAAACUAUUGAGCUAUACACGCUGUUGCUGGAGGAUAUCUUGGUGCUACUUCAAAGGCAAGAUGAGAAGCUGAUCUUAAAGUGUCACAGUAAGAAUCUGGCAGGCACAGCAGAGACCAAACACAUCUUCAGCCCCAUCAUCAAGCUCAGCACUGUGAUGGUGCGCUCAGUCGCCACCGAUAACAGGUCGUUCUUUGUGCUGUCUAUGUCUGAUAAUGGAGCCCAGAUCUACGAGCUGAUGGCUCAGACCGUAUCUGAGCAGAGGACGUGGCAGUAUCAAAUCACACACCGAGCCGAUUGCAUGAAGACCAAAUUGCACAACAUCAUUCCAUUACCUCAAACCGAUGGUGAACGUGAAGAAGUUGAGUUGAUUAAUUCUGGUGUUCCGAAACUCAACAAAGACUCCGAGCCCAUUCCUUUGGGGAAUAUCCAGCCUCCAGAAAAAGAAAGCACUGAGGUCACGCAAACCCCUCCAGCGAGCACCAACCCGUUCGAGACCAAAUCCGAUGAGGAAGAGGAGGAAGAAAGCUCAUUACAAGAUCAGGGUGAAGAUGAUGAAGCAUUCGUGGUGGCUGAUCUGAAUGACAGACUUAUGUUUCUGAAACAACGCUCCAGGCAGGGCAUCGCCAUAGAUGAGGAUGAGGCCGAGGCCUUCGAGCUUCAGCCGCUCCGAGCUGACGAAGCUCUCAGAACGUUGGCGGCGCUGAGACAGCUGCUGAUCAGGCACAUUUCCAGUCAGGAGGACCCAGAGAGAGAUAUCGAGAGAGGACAGGCACAGGAGGACGGACAGAGGACGAACUCUCAGCAGGGGACAGAGGACAGCACUGCAAUUGGGUCCUCGGUUGAGAAUGGCUCAGAGAGAGACGAGACAAGACGACAGAACCCUCCAGAACCGCCUCCUGGAGACACGGGGUUCUUUGAGACGUCCGAGGAUUGCGGUAGUUACAUGGUGCUGGAGGGUUACGGAGGUUCGGUUGAAAGCUGCACAGAUGAUGAUGUGCAUGGCAGUAAUGGUGAUCCAGUGGCUGGAGGAGACUCUGGCAUUGACUUGAAGAAGCUCCUCUCUUCUUCAUCCCAGAGCAGCGAAGGACCACACAUCAACAGACAGAUCAUGACUCACAUACGUCUACUGCACGCCAACCUGCAGCACCUGAAGGAUAUAGAAAUUAAGUAUAACCAAGUACGCCAAAGGCUAUCAGAGGAAACAGCUACUGACACAGAAGAAAACAAAGAUAAAAGUUAGUGAAGUGGAGCUAUUUUCUUUUUAUUGAGGCUGCAAGAGACACAAAGACACUGGUAGGGCUGCGCCGCAGUCCUCGCGCUUCAGUGACCUCCUCAAAACAACUGAUGCUGUACACCAGAACUGGAGUUUGCAUUCACACCACAUGGAUUCUUACAAUACAGGAUGCAUGCAAGCGAGAUGUUUCGUGGUACUUUGAGAAAGUUUGCCACGUUAGAAAGUUUCAUCGCCUCUCAUUCAACCACAUGUGAGGUUAACCAUCGAUAGGAGAAUUAUUGAACUAUCCGCACCUUGCUGAAGCUAAAGCACAGAUCUGCCAAACAUUCCCUGCAUGAAAUUUAGAGAUCACGGUUUGUUUGAUCGGAUCGGAAAUAAUCGGAUUAAAAUAAAACUUUAGCAUAAUCUUGCCUUAAGGAAAGCACACUAGGUCGUUUUGUACAGAUUUCCUGAUGAUAAGUAGCAUGUGGUGUUAGGAUUUAAACAAAUAUCGACAUCAGUGAGUGGCGUUGAAACUCUCAGACAAAGCUUGACAAUGUGUGGAGAAUACUAACUUAAGCACAAGCUUUUUUAACAUCAGAUGUGCUUGGUUGAAAUGUUUCAUUUAAUGGCAAUGAAGGCACGUGACAUCUGAAGUGGUGGGUGUAACGCUAGUAUCAAGACACAUCAUAAUAAAUGAGGAUGGGCUGAUGAUUGUUGUGCUCUCGCUCUCUCUCCUCAUGCUUUCUCGCUAAAGUCUAUUUAAUAAAGCUACUGAAAAUGUUUUCUCUGGUUUAGGCCCUUGAGAAAACCAGACCUGUAAUGUCGUCGGGUUGGGCCGACGUUGUUCGUAUCCGGCAGCUCGGCCCAUCCGCUCUUUCACGUUUUCUUGGUUUUGAGAAUGAAGACGCUUCAUCGCAGGAACUUGAUAAAGAGACCCGUAAAGGUCCACUUUAAAUGUAAUGUAUUGUAUUAUGACCAACACUGCAUCUCUUUUAUAGAGACCCGAUUGUUUGUUUUUUCAUCUUUUGCUUUCUAAAGCGUUCAGUCAUGUAUUAUUUUAACAGAAACUACUAAAAAAGAAGAAAAAAGACUGCAAGGUAUCCUUUAAUAUUAAUGUAAUCUGUAUUUUUAUUAUUCUGUCUAGACAUUUGAGGUAUUUUAUUAUAUUAUAUUGAGCAUUAUUAUGGUCUUGGCAUUCCGUUGAGAACAUUAAUAGACAAGAUUUUAUUAAAUUUGACUGAAAUUAUGUAUUGUUUAAAAUGGAAAGAUGAUAUUGCACAUUGUGUCUUCAUUUUAUCACAUUUACCUUUUGAGGAUUGUUUUGUUUCGGAUUAUGACCAAAAAGGAAAAUACACAAGUUCAUUUGUAGCAAAUGUAUUCAAUAAACUGGAAACACAA
Messenger RNA from Misgurnus anguillicaudatus (oriental weatherfish), 7081 nucleotides. The record is from RefSeq and is a predicted model, not a curated record. Lineage: Eukaryota; Metazoa; Chordata; Actinopteri; Cypriniformes; Cobitidae.